This is a messenger RNA of Thlaspi arvense, 541 nucleotides long. The record is from the annotation of a GenBank genome assembly. NCBI's taxonomy places the organism in Eukaryota, Viridiplantae, Streptophyta, Magnoliopsida, Brassicales, Brassicaceae.
AUGGGAGGAAUUUCACCUAACCAGACAUUUCUAGAAAGGUCUAAAUACGUGAGGCAAGGCAGGUUUUCUAGUGAAGAAGGGAUCUCUCCUAUGAGAUUGCAGUCGGAAAGGGUUAGGCUACUGUUUGAUUUCAAUGAGCUAUUGAGAGGAAUGUUGUCAAGAACAAGAGAUAUCACCUCACCGGAUUUAGCAUCACAUGUGACACCUUGCCAAGAACAGCAAUCACUGCUCGUGUUCCAUGAACUUAGAGCAUUGAUGGGAAAUUCAUUUUUGAACUCCAAAAGUGCAUCCCUUUGGAGAGUAGGGGAGGCAAGAGUGUAUAGUAUAAGGCAAGCAAAGAAGAAGAGAAAAUAUUGGCUCGGAAUCAUCAUAUACAGUUUGAAUCUUUCUUCGAGUUAUGGUGAUAUCGGCGGAGGGUGUUGGGUCAUCGUCUCCUUCUUCAGUGGCGCGCCGUUCCUGAGAAAAUGCUGAGAGAGAGAGUGGUAAAUUUGGAAGAAACCUUUGUAGUAUAAUAGUUUCUCUCAUCUUUAUUCAUUAGCCA